UGCAGAUUCAUCCUGUAGAGAUCUCCCCACAGCCUCAGAGGGAGAAAAGGAGGAAUAUUUUAAAAAGAGAGAAAUACAGAAUGGGAAACACAUAUGUUUUAAGGGGAGAGAGAGGAAGGAUGAUUUAUUGUGGAGCAAGCCAUUGACAAGCUGACUGAACAUUGCUGGAGAAAAUCAACUCUGAAAAGAUUGUAGGAUAGGAAAAGAGGGACAGAAGGAAAGAGGACGGAUCGAGAGAUGCAUGCAGUCAACCGUACUCAUUCGAUGGUCUCCUUAGUGUGUACAGAGCCAUACCCAGUACACCUGUCGCCACAAUGUGACAGCGACCGUCUGACCACGGAGACAUCACCUAGACAGUCCACAACACUUUAGAUUCCUAUGGCACUGUAACCUGGCAACAGCAGAUACCUACAGUGCUGUAACUUGGCAACAACACUGAGUCACCUCAAUCGAAUUGCCACCUCUGAAUCAACUCCUCUCUGCUGUGAGGAUGCUGAGGGUGUCAAUGGUCCUACUGCAGAGGCAGCUGGUCCUGUGUGUGUGGGUGUGUGUGUCCAGUGCACUAGUGGUCCAUUCCCUGCCAUGGAGCGUCUCCUGCCCGGCAGGGUGUGUGUGUCAGAUCAAGCCCUGGUUUUCCCCCCAGUCAUUGUCCUGCGAGGUUCCAACUGUGGACUGUAACAACCUGUUCCUGACCCAGCUCCCCUCCCCUCUCCCCCUAGACACACACACCCUCUGUCUGCAGAGUAACCUGCUGUCUGCCUUGGAGACACCACUGAUACAGACACUCCCCAACCUCACAGAGCUGGAUCUGUCUCAGAACCGCUUCAGCAGUGUUAGGACACUAACCUCAACCCAGCCCCAGACUCCCUCCCUGCGCUCCCUACUCUCCUUGCACAUGGAGGAGAAUCAGCUCCGGUCCCUGCCCCCUGCCGCCUUCUCUUCCCUGCCUGCCCUACAGGAGCUCUUCCUCAGCCACAACCAGCUGGCCUCCCUGGCUCCUAGAGCCUUCUCUGGCUUGGGCUCUCUGCUGCGCCUGCACCUCAACAACAACCAGCUGACCUCAAUUGACCCCUUCUGGUUCACCACCCUGCCCUGCCUCCAGGUGCUGAUGCUGGGGGGAAACCCAGUGGAGGUCCUCCCUGAACGGGGCUUCCAGGCGCUGGCAUCUCUACGCAGCCUGGUGCUGGGGGGCAUGGGGCUGAAAGGGUUGCCUGAGAGGGCCCUGGAGGGGCUGGACAGCCUGGAGAGCCUGUCCUUCUACGACAACCUCCUCACCACUGUCCCCACACAGGCUCUGAGGAGGCUCCCAGGCCUGAAGUUCCUGGACUUGAAUAAGAACCGUCUGAGUCUGGUUCAGACAGGGGACUUCAGGGACCUGGUCCACCUGACAGAGCUGGGUCUGAACAACAUGGAGGAGCUGGUGGCCAUCGAGAGGGCAGCCAUGGAGAACCUGCCUGAGCUCACCAAGCUGGAGAUCACCAACAACCCCCGGCUGUCCUACAUCCACCCCCAGGCCUUCUUCCAGCUGGGCAGGCUCGAGAGCCUGAUGCUGAACUCCAACGCUCUGACUGCUCUGCACCAACACACUGUCCUGUCUCUGCCCAGACUGAGGGAGGUCAGCCUGCACUCCAACCCCCUCCGCUGUGACUGCCUGUUUCGCUGGGUGGCUGAGGAGCACCCUCACACAGAUGCUGACGCACACACAGAUACACAGAUGCCACAGGCUGUGAGGUUUAUCCAGCCCCAGGCCACAUUGUGUUCUGAGCCUCCAGAGCUGAGGGCUCGCAGGGUGAGGGAGGUGUCAAUCACAGAGAUGUCAGCCUCCUGCCUCCCCCUCAUCCCCCCUGGCAUCCUCCCCCCCUACGUGUGGGUGAGAGAGGGGGAGAGGCUGGCCCUGCACUGUCGCGCCCUGGCAGAGCCUCAGCCCACAAUCUACUGGGUCACUCCUUCUGGACAGAGACUGGGAUCAUCCAACAACACCCACAGCCACAAGCCUGCAUCCAGACACUACUCCAAGCCUGCAUCCAGACCCUACUCCAAGCCUGGAUCCAGACCCUACUCCAAGCCUAUCUCCAGCCUCAACUCCAAGCCUAGAUCCAGACCCUACUCCAAGCCUGGAUCCAGACCCUACUCCAAGCCUGGAUCCAGCCUCAACUCCAAGCCUGGAUCCAGACCCUACUCCAAGCCUGGAUCCAGACCCUACUCCAAGCCUGGAUCCAGACCCUACUCCAAGCCUAUCUCCAGCCUCAACUCCAAGCCUGCAUCCAGCCAGACAUCAAACUACUCCUCUUACCAUUCACACUUACCCAGCCCAGCAUCUGGUAAUGCCUCUGUCCUCUUUUCCAGCCUCACCCCUUCCUCUCCCCCCCUCCUUUCCUCCCCUGCCUACCGGCUCCUGCCAGAGGGAACAUUGGAGAUUGUCAUGGUGACAUCCCGGGAUUCGGGUCUGUACACCUGUGUGGCUGAGAACACACUGGGGGCCGACACUCACAGUGUGACUGUAGGGGUGCAGGGGCCUGGGAAGGGGUUGAGGCAAAAGAUGUUGGAGGGUAGAGGAUAGGGGUUAAAGAAGAGGGUUUUGAGGGAAGGGAGGUCACCUGAGGGCAAGGGUCAAGACAGCAAGCAUGAGGAGCAGCACACAUAUGAGUAAAGCCUAGCUAUAUAAAUAAUGAAUGAUAUUAUACACAUAACAACAUACACACAUACUUGCAAUACAUCGUUUCCAAAGAUAACAUCGCUUCCAGGGAUGAUUUAUAGGAUAGAUAUGGCUACCACUCUUGGCGGGGGUGCGGUUGUAGGUGGUUGUGAAGCCCAAUCCAGGAGGCACAUGUCCUGCCGCAGUUGGGACAUGUUAGGCCUGAAUCUGGAGAUGCUUGUGGGAGUGGUUGGGAGCAUUGGGGCCUGUAAAUAGGACAUAUGACACAGUGGCAGUACAUACGACAGUGUUGUACAGUCAGAUAUGUAUAUAUUUUAUAUAUACAGUACAUUUGGAAAGUAUUAAGACCCCUUGACUUUUUAAACAUUUUGUUAUGUUACUGCCUUGUUCUAAAAUUGAUGAAAAAGUUUUUUUCUCUAAUCA
Oncorhynchus gorbuscha (pink salmon) is the source of this 3079-nucleotide messenger RNA. Its product is annotated as leucine-rich repeat neuronal protein 2-like. Gene Ontology annotation, molecular function: protein binding. The transcript has 2 exons. Lineage: Eukaryota; Metazoa; Chordata; Actinopteri; Salmoniformes; Salmonidae. The record is from RefSeq and is a predicted model, not a curated record. The coding region runs from base 491 to 2560 and encodes 689 amino acids.